Molecule: messenger RNA, 4944 nt
Organism: Cynocephalus volans (Philippine flying lemur)
Lineage: Eukaryota; Metazoa; Chordata; Mammalia; Dermoptera; Cynocephalidae
Gene: KIF14
Product: kinesin family member 14
Exons: 29
Coding region: 1-4944 (1647 amino acids)
Biological process (GO): microtubule-based movement
Molecular function (GO): microtubule motor activity; microtubule binding; ATP binding
Source: RefSeq, a predicted model, not a curated record
AUGUCAAUAUACACUGCUCAUAAUAGAAAUAACAGCUGUAUCCUUGGUACUCCUUCUUCUCAAAAGAGUUCAUCACUGAGUGUCGUCACCCACAGUAACAGACUUAAGCUGCAUUUGAACUCGAAUAUGUCAGAACGUGAAAAUGAUAAUCCGUUACUGAGAUCUGCAAGUAAAAUCAGAGACAUAAAUAGCACUUAUAUUAUUUCUACCUGUAAAAAACCAGAAGAUACACCCGUUACCCCUAACCCUGUAGGUAGAUUGGCACUUCAGAGAAGAGCUACAAGGAACACAGAAUCAUCUUUGCUUGGUAGUGAAUUGGGAGACACAACUGAAAAAACAGCAGAAAAACGUCUUAUAUUACAACGUCGCGUUAAAACAGAUUCUGUGGAAAAGUGGAAAACAGCUAAGACAGAUUCUGUCAAAAAGUGGAAAAUAACGCAGAAUGUGGGCAGUGAAACAGGAAAUAAUUGUGCUUCAGAGGAAACUAGUACAAAUGUAAAGACUGUAAAUAAUGAUAAAAACUCUUUUGUUGCACCUUCUGUAUCUUUAGUUGAAGAUCCAAAAGACGUGGAAAUGAUGGCUGAUGAGAGACAUAAAGAAACAUUUUCUGCCAUCAGUGGGGCAAAUGGAAAUGUCGCACUGAAGUGCUCAAGUAAUACAGCACUUGUUGGUUCCCAGAGUCAGGCCGAAGUUGUUAGAUCAGGACAUUUGGCAACAAAACCUGUUCAGAAUAAGUUGGAUAUUAAAGUGUCGGGAACAAGAAACUUGCAUCAUAGAAGUAUUGGGAAAAAUCCAAAUAAAUUUGGAAGCUUAGAAAAAAGAACACCUACAAAAUGUAUAACAGAACACUCAUUGAUGCCGAAGUGCAGCACGCCUCAGUUUGAGAGCCCAGCUGCCUCACUACUGAAGAAUAGGAUGCCUAACCUUCAAGUUAAACAAAGGCCAAAAGACUCUUUUCUUGCAAAUAAAAGGGAAAGGUCACAAGAAAAUACACUUCCUCUUGAAGAAGAAAGUGCGGUUCAGAACACCUCUACAGAAAAAGACCUCUUAAAAGUAGAGAAUAGUCAAGUGACAGUGGCCGUACGUGUAAGGCCUUUCACCAAGAGAGAGAAGAUUGAAAAAGCAUCCCAGGUGGUCUUCAUGAAUGCGGAAGAAAUAACUGUGGAACACCCUGACAUGAAACAAAUUUAUAAAUUUAUUUAUGAUGUUUCGUUGUGGUCUUUUGAUGAAUGUCAUCCUCACUAUGCCAGCCAAACAACCGUCUACGAGACUCUAGCAGCACCACUCCUAGACAGUGCCUUUGAAGGUUACAAUACCUGUCUCUUUGCUUAUGGCCAGACUGGCUCUGGAAAAUCAUAUACGAUGAUGGGAUUUAGUGAAGAACCAGGAAUAAUUCCAAGAUUUUGUGAAGAUCUUUUUGCUCAAGUAGCACAAAAACAGUCCCAAGAGCUCAACUAUCACCUUGAAAUGAGCUUCUUUGAAGUAUAUAAUGAAAAAAUUCAUGACCUUCUGGUUUGUAAAGGUGAAAAUGGGCAGAGAAAGCAACCGCUGAGAGUAAGGGAGCAUCCCAUUUCCGGUCCAUAUGUUGAAGCGCUGUCAAUGAAUGUUGUCAGUUCUUACUCUGAUAUCCAGAGUUGGCUAGAAUUGGGAAAUAAACAAAGAGCAACUGCUGCUACUGGUAUGAAUGAUAAAAGCUCACGGUCUCAUUCAGUGUUUACCCUGGUGAUGACCCAGACCAAGACAGAAUUUGUGGAAGGGGAAGAACACGAUCACAGAAUAACAAGCCGCAUAAACCUAAUUGAUCUGGCAGGCAGCGAGCGCUGCUCUAGGGCUCACACUAGUGGAGAUCGACUGAAGGAAGGUGUGAGUAUUAACAAGUCCUUGCUAACUCUGGGAAAGGUUAUAUCUGCACUCUCUGAACAAGCAAACGGAAAGAGAGUUUUUAUUCCUUAUCGUGAAUCUGUUCUAACAUGGCUAUUAAAAGAAAGUCUGGGUGGAAAUUCAAAAACUACAAUGAUUGCUACGAUCAGUCCUGCUGCCAGCAACAUAGAAGAAACAUUAAGCACACUUAGAUAUGCUAACCAAGCCCGUUUGAUAGUCAACAUCGCCAAAGUAAAUGAAGAUAUGAAUGCUAAGUUAAUUAGAGAACUGAAAGCAGAAAUUGAAAAGCUAAAAGCUGCUCAGAGAAACAGUCGGAAUAUUGACCCAGAACGAUACAGGCUCUAUCGGCAAGAAAUAACAUCCUUAAGAAUGAAGCUUCAUCAACAGGAGAAGGACAUGGCAGAAAUGCAAAGAGUGUGGAAAGAAAAGUUUGAACAAGCUGAAAAAAGAAAACUUCAAGAAACAAAGGAGUUGCAGAAAGCAGGAAUUACAUUUCAAAUGGACAACCAUUUGCCAAACCUCGUUAAUCUCAAUGAAGAUCCACAACUAUCGGAAAUGCUGCUAUAUAUGAUAAAAGAAGGGACAACUACAGUUGGAAAGUAUAAACCAAACUCAGGCCAUGAUAUUCAGUUAUCUGGGGUGCUGAUUGCUGAUGAUCAUUGUACUAUCAAAAAUUUUGGUGGGACAGUGAGUAUUGUCCCAGUUGGUGAAGCAAAGACAUAUGUAAAUGGAAAACAUAUUUUGGAAUCCACAGUAUUACAUCAUGGUGAUCGGGUGAUUCUCGGUGGAGAUCAUUAUUUUAGAUUUAAUCAUCCAGUAGAAGUCCAGAAAGGGAAAAGACCAUCGGGUAGAGAUACUCUUACAAGCGAGGGUCCAAAAGACUUUGAAUUUGCAAAAAAUGAGUUGCUCAUGGCACAGCGAUCACAACUUGAAGCAGAAAUAAAAGAGGCAAGGUUGAAAGCAAAGGAAGAAAUGAUGCAAGGAAUCCAAAUUGCAAAAGAAAUGGCUCAGCAAGAGCUUUCUUCUCAAAAAGCUGCAUAUGAAAACAAAAUAAAAGCACUGGAAGCAGAACUGAAAGAAGAAUCUCAAAGGAAGAAAAUGCAGGAAAUAAAUAACCAAAAGGCUAAUCACAAAAUUGAGGAAUUAGAAAAGGCAAAACAACACCUUGAACAGGAAAUAUAUGUCAACAAAAAGCGAUUAGAAAUGGAGACUUUGGCUACAAAGCAGGCCUUAGAAGACCACAGCAUUCAUCAUGCAAGAAUUCUCGAAGCUUUAGAAACUGAAAAGCAAAAAAUUGCUAAAGAAGUACAAAUUCUACAGCAGAAUCAGAGUAAUAGGGAUAAAACUUUUACAAUUCAGCCAAAUUGGAGCUCCAUGAAACUCUCAAUGAUGAUUCAGGAAGCCAAUGCCAUCAGCAACAGAUUUAAAAAAUGUUAUGUUUUUGGCAGACAUGAUGUAUCUGAUAAAGGUGGUUCUGACACUUCCAUUCGGGUUCGUAAUCUGCAACUAGGGAUAUCAGCUUUCUGGAGUCUGGAAAAGUUUGAAUCUAAACUUGCAGCAAUGAAAGAACUUUACGAGAGUAAUGGUAGUAACAGGGGUGAAGAUGUCUUUUGUGAUCCUGAAGAUGAAUGGGAGCCUGACAUUACAAAUGCACCAGUUUCUUCAUUGUCUAGAAGGAGGAGCAGAAGUUUGAUGAAGAAUCGAAGAAUUUCUGGUUGUUUACAUGACAUACCAGUCCACCCAGUUCAGAAUUUGCAUUCUUCACAUUCAUCAGGCUUAAUGGGGAAAUCAAGCACCAUUUACUCAAAUUCAGCAGAAUCAUUUCUUCCUGGAAUUUGCAAAGAAUUGAUUGGUUUAUCAUUAGAUUUUCUUGGACAGAGUUAUGAUGAAGAAGAAAGUAUAGCAGAUAGCCUGAUGAAUAAUUUUCUUAAAAUUUAUAGUGGUCUAUUUGCCAUUUCCAAAGCUCAUGAAGAACAAGAUGAAGAAAGUCAAGAUAACUUGUUCUCUUCUGAUCGAGCAACCCAGUCACUUACUAUCCAGAUUGCAUGUGCUUUUGAGCAGCUUGUGGUGCUAAUCAAACACUGGCUGAAUGAUUUUUUACCUUGUUCCAACGUAGCAAGACUUGAAGAUGAAUUGAGACAAGAAGUUAAAAAACUGGGAGGCUACUUACAGUUAUUUUUGCAGGGAUGCUGUUCAGAUAUUUUGUCAAUGGUAAAAGAAGCUCAAAAGAAAGUGAUCGAGAUUGUACAACAAGCUGUAAAGUAUGUGGGACAAUUAGCAGUUCUGAAAGGGAGCAAGCUACAUUUUCUGGAAAACAGUGACAAUAAGGCUGUCAGUGUCCAGGAGGAGUUCAUGAAUGCUGUUUGUGAUGGUGUAGGCUUAGGAAUGAAGGUUCUAUUAGAUUCGGGACUGGAAAAAGUAAAAGAACUUCAGCAUGAACUCUUAAGGCAGUGUAUACGAAAUGAGGUUACUAAACAGAUGAAAACUAAUGCCAUGGGAUUGAUCAGAUCUCUUGAAAACAUCUUUACUGAAUGGAAAAUAAAAAGUUUCAGAACUCAAGUACAAGAAGAAAAUUCGGGAUAUCAAGAUUCCAAGAAGAUGAUUAACCUUGCCCCAGAAUUCUUGAAGUUAAAACAUUGCUUCGAGAAAACUAUUCAAAUUAUUAUUUCUGCACUGAGAGGAUGCUACAGUGAUAUAAAUCUUCUCAAGAAUUGCGUUGAAAGUAUUUGCAACUUGGCCAGUGAUUUUCAGAAUGAAUGCAGCAUGACCUCUACUUCCCUUGACAGCUGUGAGAAUGGCAUACCCCAAGUUCGCCACAGGGAACUGGAAUCUCUAGCUAAGUCACUCCUCUUAUGUUUUGCAUCUGAAGAAAGACCCAAUUUGUUGAAACCGUGGGAAACUUGUAAUCAAGAUACCAGAGAAGAACAACCACCACAAUCUAAAUCAAGCAGAACUGACUGCAGUAGGAAUAAAGGUGUACCAAAGCGUGUCUAUGCACACAGUGGCUCAUCCCUAGCAGUGAGCUCAGAGGGAUGCAAACCCAGUAGGAUUCAGUGGGUGUGA